Phacochoerus africanus (Common warthog) is the source of this 1174-nucleotide messenger RNA. It is a transcript of the gene SOHLH1, whose product is annotated as spermatogenesis and oogenesis specific basic helix-loop-helix 1. Gene Ontology annotation, cellular component: nucleus. Bases 20 to 1018 code for a protein of 332 amino acids. The transcript is spliced from 8 exons. The record is from RefSeq and is a predicted model, not a curated record. Gene Ontology annotation, molecular function: protein dimerization activity; DNA-binding transcription factor activity, RNA polymerase II-specific; RNA polymerase II cis-regulatory region sequence-specific DNA binding. Gene Ontology annotation, biological process: regulation of DNA-templated transcription; spermatogenesis. Lineage: Eukaryota; Metazoa; Chordata; Mammalia; Artiodactyla; Suidae.
CUCGCCGAGCUGCGUGCCCAUGGCGUCCGGGGCUCCCGAGCCUGGCGCUGGGGUGUGCAGCCACUCUUCCUUAUCUGGCGCCCAGUUCUGCUGCGAGGACCCCGGCCGGGGCUCGGCCUGGGCCAAGGCCGCUGCGGUGGCCCAGGGCCCGGGCCCCUUCCUCCCGCGGAACGUGCUCAGCGAGAGGGAGCGCAGGAAGCGGAUCUCCUUGAGCUGUGAACGCCUGCGGGCCCUGCUCCCCCAGUUCGACGGCCGGCGGGAGGACAUGGCGUCCAUCCUGGAGAUGUCUGUGCAGUUCCUCCGGCUCGCUGGCAGCCCGGUGCCCGGCUGGGAGCAGCACGCUGUUCUUGGUUCCUCCAAGGAGAUGUGGCACAAGUGGCCGAAGGAUGUUUUGCAGCUGGCCCUGGGGAAUCAGGUCCCGGCAGGUGCAGCAGACCUUGACGUGGAAAUAGCCAGCGUGACCAUGCCACAGACUCCUCUGAGCUGUGCAGCUGCGGCUGUGGACGAGGGCCAGGCGCGGGACGGGCUGCCGGCCGUCUCUGAGCCUGCCAGCCUGCUGCCCCGGUCCCCAGGCCGGCGUCCCUGCAAGGCCCUGAGGCUGUCCCCAGUGUGGCCUCCCUGCUCGCGGCAGCCACCCUCCCCCCUGGUGAGCGAGGAGCCUCAGAGCUGCCUGGGCCAGGCUGGGCCCGCAGCGCAGGAGACUGACGUGGCCGUGACGCCGGGCGCCAGGUCCAUGUCAGACUGUGACGUAGGAGAUGGGGCGUCCUUUCUGCUGACCUCCGGUCCCGACUGGUGGUUGGGGUCCCUGGAGGGCAGAGGCACCAGUGCCACUUCUCAGAUCCCUGCCAGGAGCAGCCUGCUGGACAGGGCAGAACCGGGCUUUCUGGGAGACUCCGAGCCUGGCUCCCAGGAGCCCCCAGGCGGCCCCCUGGAGCCGUGGGGCGCAGACGUGAGCUGCCCCAGCUCGGCCUUGCGGGACGAGGUGGACGGCAUCUUUCCUGACUUCUUUGCCUACUGAGGGCCAGGGUCGUGCCGGGCCGCUGUGCCCGGGGGCCAUGGAGCAGCUUGCACCCCCCACUUAUUUUGGGUCUGGGCUGCAGCUGUGCUCUAAUUCUGGCGAGGCUGGGGGGCUGUGGGGAGCGGAGGCUGCAUAUUAAAGAGGGAAAGUGAUUUU